Molecule: messenger RNA, 576 nt
Organism: Drosophila bipectinata
Lineage: Eukaryota; Metazoa; Arthropoda; Insecta; Diptera; Drosophilidae
Product: small integral membrane protein 8
Source: RefSeq, a predicted model, not a curated record
GAAGCUUCACUAUGCAAAAAAUCGAGAAUCUCUUACCACGGACAUGGUCACACUGGGUCAACAUGCCCAUUCUUUCACAUGUUUAUAUUUACAAUUGUGCAAUACAUCCAGAUUUCCCAGCAUUACGUUUAUAAUUUUAACUAAAUCCUCUACUUGAACAACAUGGCAGAGGGCAAGGAUCAGAAGCCGGGAGAUGGCAUCCGCUCCAUGCGUAGCACCGGGGCCUUCAGACUAAUUAAUUUUGAACUGUAUACGAAACCGAACAAAGUCAUCAUGGGUCUGGGCCUGGCGGCCGUCACCGGAGUUUUUGGAUACAUCGCCUAUAUGCGGUACAAGUACGAGAGCUUAGGAUACUACGUAGCCGUCCAGGAAAAUGGGCGCGAGCAGUUUUUAAAGAAAAAGUCCAAUUGGGAAAACUAACUGUUGGAAGACUUCCGACCCCGAACCGAACCGAACAUCGAAAGGAAAUCUUUGUGGAAACAUCUUUAUUUACUCGGUAGCACAAUUUGGUACAUAAAUUUGUUUUGUUGGGAGUUACUGUUUGCUUUGCCAAAAAAUUUUUAAGAAAUCACAAUA